Messenger RNA from Trypanosoma theileri, 3645 nucleotides. RefSeq lists its product as uncharacterized. Bases 1 to 3645 code for a protein of 1214 amino acids. The record is from RefSeq and is a predicted model, not a curated record. The transcript has a single exon. NCBI's taxonomy places the organism in Eukaryota, Euglenozoa, Kinetoplastea, Trypanosomatida, Trypanosomatidae.
AUGCAUAGCACACACACUGUCUCUGCAGACACAUUUCGUUCCUCUUCCCAACGGCUGUGUAUAUUAGCCGCUGCUCUCUCCAUAUCGCCCAGUAAACUACGGCGGUAUAUUUUAGAAGUGCAGCGCCGUGGGGCUCGUGAGUCGUCCACUCCACUCAACGGCGGAGAUGUGAAGAUCAACACAACACUCCCAUCAGCGAAUAAUAAUAAUAAUAAUAAUAAAGCAGAGAAUACGGCUGUUGUUGAGAUCCAAACAGAAAGUAGGCGAAUAAAUUACGUGGGGCCCACACAGGAAUUCCCACCCUUAUUACAUGCGAUCUUAUGUGUAUUGAUAUUACCCUUCACUGGUGGGGAUAACCCGAUGGGGAAUUACAAUUCCUCUUCUUCUUCUCCCUUUUCUUCAGUAACACAUCGUGUAGCGGCGAUAAUGAAAGAUAAUGAUUCUAAACGAAUAUCGCGAGAUAAUAAUAGUAAUAAUAGUAAUAGUAAUAAUAACAAUAAUAAUAACAGUAGUGGUGGGAGUAAGAAAAUACCAGUUAGUGGAAGUGUGGGUUCAACGGCAAGAGAAGUGAGUUCAGAGCGAUUAGGGGGUUUAAAGAAUAUGCAGGACCACUUUGCCUCCUUAAGAGAGAAUGUCCACUCGCAAUCUAUAGAUGAUAGUCCUUUAACGGAGAUGAAGAAACCCUCAGAAAAAGAAAAAGAGGGAAGAAAAAUAAGAAACAGUACCAUUAAUAAUAAUAGUAGUAGUGGUAGUAAUAGUAGUUGUAGUACUAGCCGUAGUAAUAGUAGUUGUAGUUCUGCUAGUAGUACUAGUACUAGAAGUAGAAGUAGAAGUGGUGGAAAGAAUGGUGAGUUCACUGUGGGAAUAUCAUCAACGGUUGGAGUUUAUAAAAGAAAAACGAAAAGUGUCUCAACUGCAGAAGAGAAAAAAACAAAACGACAUCAUCCUUAUGAUAAAUCGAUCCAUCAUUACGGUAUAGGAUGGAGAACAGAGGAAGUCAGUCUCUCUCAAUUAUUAGCAGAACUAGCCCAACCUGCACUUACUGCCAGAGAUCAUUAUAUUGCGGCUGGUAAUCAUAACUCUACGGAUAUAGAUUCUAGAUCAGAAUUAAAUCAAAGUAUGCAAUUUCUUCCAAGAGAAUUACAUACCUCUGCGGGAGUUGCCCGACUCAUUGCAUUAUAUCCACCAUUUCUUCCAUUAUUAUUAGAGGCAUUACUAAAAGAGUGUUUACAUGGAGAUGCGAUGGGACUUGCGGCUAGACGUGUGUUGAUGCGAUUAACAGAACUCGCGGCACCUUCCUUUGUUUCACGGCAUGUGUGGGGUACACCUCCAACAACAACUUUUAAUAAUGAUUUAAAUAGUGAACAUGAAGAAAAGGAAGAGAGAGAUAAUAAUAAUAAUAAUAAUAAUAAUAAUAAUAAUAAUAAUAAUAAUAGUGAAGAGACAUUUUAUCAUGCGAUGUUAUUACGUGCCAUGACUCGACUCUCUUCAACGGCGGUUUCAUUACUUCAAAUGAUUGAAGAUCCUGUUUGGGCUCUCACUAUUUGUGGUUCUCUCAUCUCCAGUCAAUUAUUACAUCCCACUGCUCUCUUAGAUGUUCUUCAUCAACGUGCAUUGGAUUUAGCCAAAACACCAGCAUUGUGGAAACCCGCCGUGGCUCUCGCCUAUACACUUGUGACCCACUACAGUCUACGCACAUGUAUGUUGAUGGCAGAGGAGGAAAAAGAAAAAGAAAAAGAAAAAGAAGAGGAAAAAGAAGAUGGUGUAGAAAGGCAAAUGAUAGAUCUUCCAAUAGUUUCUGAUGAGAUGCAGACCACAACGGAAGUCCCACUCUCCUUAUCUGUACCGGGACACAGUGAAGGUGUAAACCCAGCAGAGUCCUCCAUCCCAUUAUCAGGAUUUACAAUAAUGAUUCCAUCCGAUAAUAAAUCUCAAUCACAGCAACAAGAAGAGAAUAGACAGAGUUUAGUAUCAUAUGAUGUUCUUAACAGUGCACGAAGUAAAUCUGCCAUCUCUCUUAUGGAAAUUCCAAGUGGAACAGCUGCUAGUAUGAAUCGAAUCUCUGUUGCUUCUAUGGGACGGGCAGCUUCUCUCUCUUCUUCUUUUAGAAUACCAUUAGACCAACAACGACAUUAUCUUCAUACUACUGAAACCGGUCAUCCUUCUAUGUUACAAUGGCGAUUUCCAGAGAAGGUGCCUGCUGUUGUUACCAUGUCUAGUAAUAUUGUAAUGACGUGUAUGAUUCUCUGUGCAGGAACUCUUGGACAACACACGGUAGUCACUCUCUGUCAAUGGUGUUUACGUUCUCUUGCUAUUUUACCAUCAACACCGUGUGCGGUGGGACUCACUCAUCUUAUGAUGAAAUAUCCACAAUAUCUAGAGAAGGUCUCUGUACGUCCAUUCUCUCUUCCACACAGUUCUCACUCUUCUUAUCCCUCCACUAUUGGGAGUUCUUCUUCGACUAGUAGUGGUCAUGUUACUAUUCCAUUUUGUAGUGCUGUCUUUUCAGAAGCUUGUCGUUUGGCGCAGGCAGUAGUGCGGCGACAAUCAAAAAUUCGUAAUGAUGGUCGUUUAACACUUGUCUGGCAAAAAGAUGGAAAAUCCAUUAAUAAUAAUAAUAAUAAUAUAGAUGAAGAAGGAGUAAGUAGUAUACGUGAGGAUCCUUCCCUACGUGAGUUACAUGAAUUACAGUGUUAUCUUGUCAUGAUGCUACAGGCACUCGUCAUGCGUAGAGGAAUUCAACUCUCAGUAGAAGCACAGGAUGAAUUAUUUUCACUCUUUCUCUCUCUUGCUCGCCUACGUGUAAUGAUUGGAACAGCUAUUCAAAAAGAAACUUCAUGGGGAAUAAUGAAUAAUGAUGCCGAAAUGGAGGAAUGUGAACGAACCUUACCUCAGUUAAUUCUUACAUUAGUAGAUGAUUCUUUUCGAGCUGUGGUUCGAGCUAUAGAUAUAGUUUUACAUGACUAUGAUGCUGGUUGUCCACGUCAACUUUGUGAGGCUCUUGUUCUUCUCUUACCGCCUAAAAACACUUUAUUUGUAGAGUUAGAUAGUGUUGGGGCCUGGGAGAAACAUCUGGAUUGUCUGGAAACCCUUCAAGCGGCAGCGGAAGCCUAUAAAGAAGCCCUUCGCUCCGUCUCCGCAAGAGGUUCUUCACGAGUUCAAACACAAAAAGAAAAGGAAAAAGAAAAAGAAAAAGAAGGAAAAGUAGGAGGAGGAGGAGGAGGAGGAGAGUCAUCUGUAGAUACACUUUCCUCUAGUACUAUUUAUCAAGGAAAACCCAUUGCACGUGCCGCAUCCCUUUUAUCUUUACAAGAAGAACUCGUCGCAGAAGCCAAGCGAGUUACUGUAGAAGCCGCCUCUACACGUAGUGGGGCCGAAGUGAUAUUUGGUUCACUUCUUGGUGUACUUCCCUGUUCAGGAGAACCCCUGCGUCUCUCGGCUGCGAAUGGUGGUCUCACUAUUUCUCAAAAACAAUGGUGGCUUCAACAUAUGAUGAUAUAUCUUGUAGAGGAAUGGUGGCGAAGUCGGGUGGCUGUGCAGGUGCAGUUUCACGCUUUUGAAGAUGGGGAUGCGAAUGAGAGUAGUGUUUUAGUUUCUAAUAGGGAGAAACGGGGAUUUUUACAGUGUUGUGCUAACCCUAUUUGA